UUGGAAAAAAAAAAAAUCCGGUACUUCAGUGACAUUUCCAAGAUAUGAUAUGACAGUAUCGAAGUUAUUUUCAUGAUGAAUACGGUAUAUUUAAUGACGAAAUCGAAGUCCCAUUUUUUUAUACUAUGAUUCGUAUUAGCGGGGUCCAGCGAGAGUAUAUAAGGCCAAGCGGCUACCAAAGGAUACCAGUCGAGAUGGUGUCCGCGGUUCUCCUCAGUGCGUUAGUGGCUGUGGCUGCGGCCUUCCCCCAAGCCCACCCAGGUCCAGCCCACCCCGGUCCAGCUCACCCCGGUCCAGCCCACCCCGGUCCAGCCCACGCCUUCCCCGCCCACGUCAGCCCCAACCACCCAACUCUGGCCGCCCACGUCAGCCCUCUCGCCCCUAACCAGGGAGCCCACGCCUUCCCCGCCCACGUCAGCCCCAACCACCCAACUCUGGCCGCCCACGUGAGCCCCCUUGCCCCUAACCAGGGCGCCCACGCGUUCCCCGCCCACGUCAGCCCCAACCACCCAACUUUGGCCGCCCACGUCAGCCCUCUCGCCCCUAACCAGGGCGCCCACGCCUUCGCUGCCCACGUCAGCCCACUGGCUCCUAAUCAGGCUGCCCACCCACUCCCCCCAGGCGUGGAUCCUGCUUGCGCUGGAAAAUACCCAUUCUGUGAUUAAUUGAGUUUAUAUAUCUUUUAAUAUAAAAGACAAAAGGCAUGCAUGAGGAGCGAAUUGUUCUUGUAUUACGCUCAACAAGAGGAAAAUGAAGAUGAAAGGUUGGAUGCUUCUUUGUUAAUUGUCUGUCUCAGGAGAAGAUUUCCCUGCCUUUCGUUCGGCGAUGAAAUAAACUUGGAAAUGUCAAAGAAA
Molecule: messenger RNA, 854 nt
Organism: Penaeus chinensis
Lineage: Eukaryota; Metazoa; Arthropoda; Malacostraca; Decapoda; Penaeidae
Product: vegetative cell wall protein gp1-like
Exons: 2
Coding region: 126-665 (179 amino acids)
Source: RefSeq, a predicted model, not a curated record